Messenger RNA from Danio aesculapii, 7928 nucleotides. It is a transcript of the gene lmln, whose product is annotated as leishmanolysin-like (metallopeptidase M8 family). Gene Ontology annotation, biological process: proteolysis; cell adhesion. Gene Ontology annotation, cellular component: membrane; cytoplasm. Lineage: Eukaryota; Metazoa; Chordata; Actinopteri; Cypriniformes; Danionidae. Gene Ontology annotation, molecular function: metalloendopeptidase activity. The record is from RefSeq and is a predicted model, not a curated record.
GGGUGAAGCCGGUUUAAUGAACUGCCCAUUUGAAUUUAUCUCGGAAGAUCCUUCGGUUUUCCGAGCAAUCGAGGGUCUUUGUGCAUCAUGACAGGACGGAAAUAUGAAUGAUAAAGCACGGGUUGAAUGAUGGCGUCAGGAUGGCGGCAGCCUCGAUCAGUUAUCAGAGCCGCUUUACUCUUUAACACCGCCAUCAUCAUCUUCAUCAGCACCGGCGCACAGACGCACACCUGUGACCACAAAGUGCCCCUUCAUACAGAGGUCAUACAUAAAGUCUUGAAGCCAGAUAGACUGACCAAAAGAAGCACUGACCAGCAGUUAAACAUCCAGAUAGAGUACGACUCCAGCUUGGAUGGGUUAGAUGAAGCCAAAAGCAGCCUUGUGAAGGACAAACUCCUCCCACAGGCCAUUGAUUAUCUUCAGAAGGCCUUCAGGGUUCGCAGACAGUCGGGUCCGAUAUUACUUAGCAGGCAAUGUGCAACCAAUCAGUACCUUCGGAAAAGAGACGAUCCUCACCGCUACUGUCAGGGAGCAUGUGCUGAUGUAACCAAAUGUGGCCCAGUUCUUGUUCCUGAACAUCAUUUGCAGCAAUGCAGGAAUUGCAGUGAGUCUGGAAAGUCCUGUGGCCCCUCCGGUCCUCCUGAUGGUGAGGGGGUGGCGAGGGCUGAUUUUGUGCUGUACGUGAGUGCGAUGACCACAGAGCGUUGUGGACAGGAGAACAUCGUAGCCUAUGCAGCGUAUUGUCAGCUUGAGUCUGAACUGGACAGACCCAUUGCUGGAUAUGCCAAUCUGUGUCCCAAUAUGAUCUCUACUCAACCUCAGGAGUUUGAAGGGAUGCUGUCCACGGUUAAACAUGAGAUCAUACAUGCCCUGGGGUUUUCUGCUGGACUCUUUGCCUUUUAUCAUGAUGAUGGUGGAAAACCUCUGACGCCACGUUCUGCAAGUGGUCUUCCUGCAUACAAUGAAAGUUUAGGGCUAUAUCAGUGGAGUGAUAAAGUCAUUAAAAGAGCAUCUCGACUGUGGGACAUCCGAGGAGGCCAAAUGGUUAGACACACUGUCCAUCUUCUGGCCACCCCACGUGUAGUGGAAGAAGCUAGAAGACAUUUUAGUUGCCCCAUUCUAGAGGGCAUGGAACUAGAGAACCAGGGUGGUGCUGGAACUGAGCUUAACCACUGGGAAAAACGCCUGCUGGAGAACGAGGCAAUGACUGGAUCUCACACGCAGAACAGAGUGUUUUCCAGAAUUACUUUGGCCAUAAUGGAGGAUACUGGGUGGUACAGGGCCAAUUACAGUAUGGCGGAGAACCUGCAGUGGGGAAGAGGUUUGGGGUGUGACUUUGUGAUGAAAAGCUGCAAAUUCUGGAUAGACCAGCAUCGCCAUAAGAGGCCGACUCUGAGCCCGUACUGUGAUUCUGUGAGAAGCGCACCUCUGCAGCUCACCUGCAGGCAGGACCAGCUGGCAGUGGCUGUUUGCAACCUACAGAAGUUUCCUAAUGCGCUUCCAGCAGAGUAUCAGUACUUUGACCAUAUUCCUGGCAUCCCUGAGAAGGAUUUGUCUGAUUAUGGAGGGGCUGUAGAAAUCGCAGACUACUGUCCUUUUAGCCAGGAGUUUAGCUGGCAUGUGGGAGGUGAAUAUCAGCGCAGCUCUUACUGCAGAAUACAGGAGAACCAGCCAGCCACAUGGAGAAACUAUGGGGCAGAGCAGUAUGGUCCAGGAUCAGUCUGUCUGUACCAGAAAUCAGCAUUUGUUAUGGAGCAGUGCACCAAACGAAUGACUUACCCAGACUGGGGCAGUGGAUGCUAUAAGGUGUCUUGCACAGCUCAAGGGUUGCUGGUCUGGGUGCAGAGCGAGACCUUUCUAUGUCUUCGGACUGGUCAGGUGAUCAGUGUGAGUAUUCGGAUGAAUGAAUGGGUUUAUAGCGGUCAGCUCAUCUGCCCAGCCUGCUCUGACUUUUGCAGCAACUGCCCUCUGCCUCAUCUGAUCCCUCCUCUAAACACCACCAAGAGUGCUCCAAUAGAUCCUUGUUCCAGAUCUUCCUUUUUAGUGGUGAACUUAUGGCAGCUCCUGUUAACUCUCACUCCACUGCUGAUCGGCUUCCUCCUCUGUGGCUGGGACUGACUUUAGUCCUGGCUGAAUGGGUGAACAUGGCGACCUUUGCUGCCACAGGCUUUUCUUGAGGUUUAGCUGAUGUGGAGGGCAAUCCUGCGGCUGAUCACUUCCUUACUGUAGUCUGCGGUCAGAUAACUGUUUUCUCUGAGUGUGGAGCUGUGGGCAAAAGCCAUUGAUUGCACUCCUCCUUGUCUGGCUGUCAGGUGCCAGCGAGCUGUAGAUCCAAUGUGAAGCCAUAGUCAUGCAAGCUGCGGUCACGCAGCACGGUUAUGCAGGUGCUAUUAAUAUUCUCUUUGUCUCUCCGAUGGACCUGUAGCAUUUUAAAAUAGGCGUUUGGCUGAGGAUGAUGAUGGGAGGUCUUCUCUCUCGUGUUCGGCUCAUGGUGCUGCUUGGUUGUUCCAUUAAGUUAUUUGAUGGCAAUGUUUUAAUCAGCGUAUCAAUAUCAGGUCAUGUGACUGACGAUGCUUGUGAAUUUGCAUGAAGUAGUGCAAGUGAGAUUUCUGUUUAAAAAGGUUCGUUCAGCACAAAAUGGUAAUUCUGUCAUAGUUUACUCACCCUCAUGUUGUUCUUAACCCAAUCCUGAGAGAUUUCUGUUCCUCUUGAAAGUCUCUUCACAGAUAACUUGCUCCAGAACCUUCAUGAAGAGAUAAAAAAGAAAUCUGUAUAAAUCAAGCGAUUGAAGACACAAUAUCAGUACUUUACCUCGUGUCCUAACAACAUGAAAAAAGAGACCAGCGAUUUGGGUAAACUACAUGUUUGCUAGUUAUUUUAUUUUUGAGAUAUGAGGUUAACUCUCUGCUGGUGCUUUCAGUAUGGCUUAAAAUGUCAUAUAAAAGCAUGGCAACUUCAUUUAUGUAGCACAUUUCAUACACAGUGGUAAUUCAAAGUGCUUCACAUAAACAGAAAUAAAAGAAACAAUAUAAGAAAUAAAUACAAAGAAUUAAAACAGAUUAGAAAAACAUAAAAAUGUGUUAAAACAGGUUAUAAAAGAAUGAAAAAAAAGAGAAAGACAUAAUAGUGCGAUCUGUCGGACGUAGCACCGUGCUAAUUCAGUAAAGGCACAGCUAAACAGAUGUGUUUUCAGUCUUGAUUUGAAUGUGCCUAAUGUUGGAGCACAUCAGAUCAUUAUAGACUAGUAAUAAUACUUUAAUGAAUGUAAUUGGGAGCCAGUUUAAAGACCUGAGCACUGGUGUGAUGAGCUCGGAUUUUCUGGUGCUGGUCAGAAUCAUGGCAGCAGCGUUCUGGAUGUAGUACUCUGAAUUAGUAAGAUUCAAAACUAAAUAAAGCACAUAAUCAGUAUCUGAGGUGAUCAUUGUCAUGGUAGUUUAUGCCGUUGUUCAGCCAUGACGAUUUCUAAAAUCUAAACUUUGUGCGUCGCCCUCGUGGAUAGUUAGGACAAACACUCCUUUUAACAUGGAAAAGAUACCUUUUAUCAUGUGUCAAAGUAUAUUAUGUAGUGAGGAUACAGUGUUUGGAAUUAACAGAUUUAAUUUAGCAAACACUGAUCAGUGAACAAUGUUUACAGCAUUCACAUUAGAUAACAAGUUCGAGCAGGCUUGCUUGGUGUGUGAGAACCAAUGUCAUUCAUUUUUGUGUGUCAUGUGACACCUAAAUUUUAGCAAGUAAGUUCAGUUUUCAGUUUCAGCAAGAACCAAUGAGGUUUGUUCCUGCGGGUCAAGCAUCACUGGUUAUAUAAAUAUUAGUUGAGUUUACAUUGUAAGUCAUAAUGCGCAGAUCAGAUCUUUUGAUCAUACCCAUUUUUUUUUUGUUCUGCAUUUUUACAUUACGUUACAUUUAAAGGAAUAGUCCACUCAAAAAUUACAUUUUACUCACCUUUGGUGUGUUUUUUUCUGUUUAACAUAAGACAAGAUAUUUUAAUGGAUGUUGGUAACUGAAUUUCUUCGUUUGUGUUCAGUCGAAGAAACUUGCACAGGUUUGAGUAAAUGAUGACAGAAUUUACAUCUUCGGGUGUGAGCUAAAAGAUUGCUAAAAAAUGGAAUUUGAUGCACAUUCGUAAACAAUUUUUUUUUCACAUCCGAUCUGAGCCAAUUUCAAACAUAUCCGAUACCUGGACAUCCAAUCUACAGCAGGAAAUCAAUUAUUGAACUUGUCAUGUUUUUUCCCGGGAAUAAUAUUUCUAAAAGAGUUGUUGAUAUGGAAUUGAACCAGUUCUUGGUAAAAACUGAAACGAAACAAACAAAAAUUAAACAAAACAAAAAAAAAAUCUGAAAAAUGAGUUGUGUAAUAACAAUCAAAUGACACAAGGAGAAAGAAAUAACAUAUUUAAUACUUUAUUUAAAAGGCUUUUUUUGGGGGAUGGCAGCUUAAAGACGCCUCUAAUAUGGAGAUAGAAGUCACAUGAAUUGCGCAGGUGUGAGUUUUUUUACAGACUUCAACAGAGUGUAAAAAUCUUGUGGUUCUGUGGGUCUCGUUUAUAAAAUCUGAUCUUUCAUUUGAAAUUUAUAUUGGAUUUUAGCCAGGUGAUUGGCUGGGCCAUUCUACAGCUUGAUUUUCUUUCUCUGAAAGCAUUUGAGAGUUUGCUUGGCUGUUUUGGAUCAUUGUCUUGCUGAAAUGUCCACCCUGGUUUCAUCUUUAUUGUCUUGCUAAUGUAGAUUUUGGACUGAAGCAGCUAAUGUUCAUUUACAAUGAUUAAGGGCAGAAGAUUGCUGAAGAACUACUGACAGAUUUCAGCUGCUGCCUGGGCUUUCACUGCCUUUCUACAGCUCCCUUUCUUCAUGUGUUCAAUACUUUUUCCUGGUGUCAUUUCUUUUUAUUACGCAUAACUUAAUUUGUAAACUAAUAAGAUUUCCUUGCAUAUAUGGAUGUCUUUGGUUGUUACCAACAUCUGGGGAAAACGUCAAGUCAACAGCAGCUAGAGAAAUAUGUUUUCUGAGAAAAAUGGUGAUGUGUUCAAUACUUAUUUUCCCCACUGCAUGUCUAAACAUGCAUGUGUGAUUCAAUUGAGGGGUAAAAAUCUCCCAGAUUUGAUUAAAAUAUUUUCAUUGUUCUUUUUGUUCUGAGAAUAAACAGAAGUUUCCUAGGUUUGGAUCAUCAUGAGUAAAUAAUGACAGAAUUUUCAUUUUGGUAUGAAGUAAACCUGUGAGUCCUGUUUACAUUUAAGAAAGAUAAAGAUAACCAUUACUAUGUUAAGCACAAAAACGUGCCGUUUCUUCAGAUUUGUCAUUUGAUCAUUUAAAUGCUUGAUAUCCAGGAUAGAUUCUGGCUCUAGUUAUAAUCAUUUUCAUCAGCUUGAAUGAUAUUUUGAACAAUAUCCAGUGAUAUUUUUUUUUCAUUGUAUUAAUUUCCUUCGAUGUUAUCAUUGUAUUUGCCGUAUGAGCUGAUCGUCAUCUAGAAUGAUUUACGACUUGUCAUUAUAGUUUUCCUCGAUGUGAAUGGGCCAAGGUUGGUGCAAGUGCUGAAUUGAAUUUCUUUUUGAUAAUCUCUAUAAAAAUGAAUGUUGCUGUUAUGUACUGUAAGUAUGUUUAGUUCAAUUAAUAUACCGUUGAAUCCUGAGAAUUCUGACAUCAUAAAUAUUAUUGGGGUUUUUAAUUAUUUACAAAAACAUCAAUAUUUGUAAGAAUUUUCAGAUAUUACGAUACAAGGAAUUAGUGUUGUCAAAUAUAUCAAUACUGAUGUAUUUAAAAUGAUACAAUCUUCCUUUUGUUAAGUAUCGAUACUGGCUUUGCUCUCUUGCACUCUCUCACCAGAGUGGAGAUUAAUAAUUUAUAAUUAUAUUAAUAUUUUAACACUUUUGAUGUAAUCAGAAAAUAAGAUGAGAUUGCAGUAAUUUAGUUUUUUUUGUUGUUGUUUUUUGUUUUUGUCUAUGUAAUUUAUUGCCUUUUGGACUUAAGGACUGCAGAUGUACCUGAUAUAAGCAUUAUGUGUUUUAGUUAUCCCCCCCAAAAAAACAAAAACAAAACAUUUUCACUGUAUAUAGAAGCGUUUUACUUUGACCAUAAUGUUAUUUGACACAAACAUUCGCUUUGAUGAAGACUGAUUAUCCGUUUACCUUGAAAUGUGUUGCCAGAUUUGUGUCGCAAAGGGCUUUCCUGCCAAAACUGCAGAUCAUUUGUCUUCUAACAAUCAACUCUUCAAAAGCCCAUCAGGAAAGUGCUUUUCAUAGAUCUCUAUAUGAGAUCCGAUGACGUUUGUGUGAUUGUCAGUUUGCCUACACCAAGAAGUAUGCAUCUUUUAUUUCCCAAGGCAAAUAUAAAGACUUUUUAAUUCACCACAGUAGCACGCUGCCAUGAGUAUGGCACUUUUAACCAUUUAUGAAUGCUUUUAUAAUGUAGCCAUUUUUUUUGUUGUUGAAAAAAGAUUGGGAAGAAAUACCGAGAAGUUGACACUGUAUAUGUGAUUGGAUUGAUAUUGUUGAGGUGUUGGACGACUAGUGAAGGUGUCUAUGAUGUAAUUAUCUGGUAUUUUACUUGUUCUUUUUGUAUCCUAUAAUAUUUAAUGAGCAACAUGUGUGGAUGCUGCUCUGUCAUCUUGUAACUAAAUUCACCAAUUCAUAGUUCAAGAUUUUAACCAUUUGUAAACCUUUUAGUGUUAUGAGAUAUUCAUUUUAUUUACAGUGCUUUUCAUUUCAGGACAGUGUUAUUUAAAUGCAAAUGUAAUAAGAGACAAACACGGCAGCUUUAACCGUACCCCUGAUUUAAGAGCCUGUGCGCAAGUAAAGUGUAAAUAUAUCUGUGUUUUUAUUGUAGGACUGAUAGCUGCUAUGUUGAUGAUUUCCUUUGAAGAGAUUAAUUGUUCGACAAGUGGAGGAAUGCAAUUCUGGAUUUUGAAGUGAGGCUUGUGGUGUGAUUUGUAUUUACUGUGUGUACGUAUGGAUCGUAUAGUUUAUAUCCUGAAAUGUUUGACUGGUGAGCUGUGCAGUUUUAUAGGCUCAUUUGUACUCCUAAUCAAACCUCAACUGAAAUGCCUUUCCUUCAUGGUAUUCACUCAAGGACAGCCUGAGCAUAGAUUUAACAGAUUUCAAACAUAACUUUGAGUUUCCUAAGAUUCAAAGCAAGCUUUUAUAUUUUAUAGGAGACCCUUUUUCCCUAAAUAUAUAAUCAUGACUACUAAAACUGAGACUUGGUAUCGUUAAACAUUUACAGAAGUUAUUCAAAUGUACAGUAUGUUAUUUUGUUGUUUUUGUUUGUCAAAAAGGACCGAGACCCACGAUAGGACUUGCUUUUUCAGUUAUUGCUGCAUAAAUAGUCAUUUUGCUACAAAUAGUAACUUAUUUAACAAUGAUUGUUUGAAUUUCUCAUGUAUUGUCUAGCAUCAUUCCAUUUGAGAGAAAUCAAUGCGUAGUUUACAUUGAAAUACAUUAAAAUACAUAGUUUACAUUGAAAAAAAAUGAAAUAAAAAGUUUAGCCGAAGAAAUAUAACUUAAUUUGAUUGUGUUCAGAUAUGCUUUGAUUUGUACAUAAGACAAACAAUUUAACAGAUUUCUCUUUGUACUGUUUUUUGCUUUUUUUUAUCAUUCUUUGUUAUUUAAUAAUUUAUUUAACACAUAAUUUGAGAAUAUUUUGCUGGGAAAUUAUGUUGUGUGGAACUUGUUUAACUAUUCUGUGUGGAUAAAAAUUGAAUUGACAUCGAGCAUGGAAGAGAAUAACAUAUAGCCAAUAAGAGGAGGAACAGACAAUAUUGAAAAUGCCAAGCUAUGAGACUGAUGUCGAGACCAAAGACGAGUCUAUGCAGAACAAAAAAAAUCCACCACAUAAUCUCUCAUUGUUUCUGACACAUCAUUAAAAGAAAUGAUAAUUCGUAACUUAUUUAUCACAUCCUUGACUGUUGGGACAUUAUUUGUAUUGUCAACAUUUGUUUAU